AUGUCAAAGGGAAAGGUUUGUUUGGCUUAUUCUGGUGGUUUAGACACCUCUGUUAUCUUGGCUUGGUUGCUAGAACAAGGCUAUGAAGUUGUUGCCUUUUUGGCCAACGUUGGUCAAGAAGAAGAUUUUGACGCUGCUAGAGAAAAGGCAUUGAAGAUCGGUGCCUCCAAGUUCGUCUGUGUCGAUUGUCGUGAAGAUUUCGUCAAGGAUAUUCUAUUCCCUGCUGUUCAAGUCAACGCCGUCUACGAAGAUGUUUACCUACUAGGUACUUCUUUGGCAAGACCUGUUAUCGCUAAGGCUCAAAUUGACGUUGCUGAGGCUGAAGGUUGUUUUGCCGUCUCUCACGGUUGUACCGGUAAGGGUAAUGACCAAAUCAGAUUCGAAUUGGGUUUCUACGCUUUGAAACCUGAUGUUAAAGUCAUUGCUCCAUGGAGAUUGCCAGAAUUUUUCGAAAGGUUCGCUGGUAGAAAGGAUCUUUUGGAAUACGCUGCCUCUAAGGGUAUCCCAGUGACUCAAACUAAGUCAAAGCCAUGGUCUACUGAUGAAAACCAAGCUCACAUCUCUUAUGAAGCUGGUAUCUUGGAAGAACCUGACACCACUCCACCAAAGGAUAUGUGGAAGUUGAUCACUGACCCUGAAGACGCUCCAAACAAACCGCAAGACUUGUCUAUUGAUUUCCAAGAGGGUCUUCCAGUCAAGGUCACCUACCAGGACAGCGAAGGUAAGAGUCACACCGUUACUUCUCCAUCCGACAUCUUCCUAACCGUCUCAAAUUUGGGAAGAGCCAAUGGUGUUGGUAGAAUCGAUAUUGUCGAAAACCGUUACAUCAACUUGAAAUCAAGAGGUUGUUACGAACAAGCCCCAUUGACCAUCUUGAGAAAGGCCCAUGUCGAUUUGGAAGGUUUGACCGUUGAUCGUGAAGUUCGUCAUUUGAGAGAUCAAUUCGUUACUCCAACUUACUCCAAAUUGCUUUACAACGGUGCCUACUUCACUCCAGAAUGUGAAUACGUCAGAUCUAUGAUUAAGCCAUCUCAAACUACCGUUAACGGUACUGUUAGAAUGAGACUUUACAAGGGUAACGCCAUGGUUUUGGGUAGAUCUUCUUCCACCGAAAACUUGUACGAUCCAACUGAAUCAUCUAUGGACGAACUAACAGGAUUCUCUCCAAUUGAUACAUCUGGUUUCAUUAACAUUCAAGCUAUUAGAAUUAAGAAAUACGGUGAAUCUAAGAAGAGCAAGAACCAGAAGUUUACUUUGUAG
Molecule: messenger RNA, 1260 nt
Organism: Zygosaccharomyces rouxii
Lineage: Eukaryota; Fungi; Ascomycota; Saccharomycetes; Saccharomycetales; Saccharomycetaceae
Gene: ARG1
Product: argininosuccinate synthase
Exons: 1
Coding region: 1-1260 (419 amino acids)
Biological process (GO): urea cycle; L-arginine biosynthetic process
Cellular component (GO): cytoplasm
Molecular function (GO): argininosuccinate synthase activity; ATP binding
Source: RefSeq, a predicted model, not a curated record